ACUUACAAAGAAAUAGCAAUACUCAAAUCUGAUUGGUUAAUUACAUUCGCUUCGCAUUCUCAUUGGUCCACGUCAUUCUUUCUGACACAUCAUUUCCUCUUUCUGGUUUCUUGAAGUUUAUAUAAUUAGAUAGAUUCUCUCAUUUCUCCUCGGAAAAUUAAUUCACGAAGAAGACGAACAGAGGAAAAAAAAAAAGACUAACUUUAUUGGAGAAGAAAGAAAACUACGUCGUUUAGCAUUACAAGAGAAGAUAAUGGUGGAAGCAUGGAAAGCUCGCGUAUCUUCAAUCGUUCUAGGGAUCAUCUUGUGCGGAAGUUUAUUUGCGUUCACAAUUGCCAAAGAUGAAGCACCAAAGCUUGGGACAGUAAUUGGAAUUGAUCUUGGUACCACCUACUCAUGUGUUGGUGUGUACAAAGAUGGAAAAGUUGAAAUCAUAGCUAACGAUCAAGGUAACCGUAUCACCCCUUCAUGGGUGGCAUUCACCAAUGAUGAGAGGUUGAUCGGAGAGGCUGCCAAGAAUCAGGCAGCUGCUAAUCCGGAGAGGACUAUUUUCGAUGUCAAGAGGCUUAUUGGAAGAAAGUUUGAGGACAAAGAAGUCCAGAGGGACAUGAGGCUUGUACCUUACAAGAUUGUGAACAAGGAUGGAAAGCCUUACAUCCAAGUCAAGGUUCAAGAAGGUGAGACUAAGGUUUUCAGCCCUGAGGAAAUCAGUGCUAUGAUUCUUACUAAGAUGAAGGAAACAGCUGAAACUUUCCUCGGAAAGAGAAUUAAGGAUGCAGUUGUUACUGUUCCUGCUUAUUUCAAUGAUGCCCAGAGGCAAGCUACCAAGGAUGCAGGAAUCAUUGCUGGUUUGAAUGUCGCUAGGAUUAUUAAUGAACCAACAGCGGCAGCCAUUGCCUAUGGGUUAGACAAGAGGGGUGGUGAGAAGAACAUCCUUGUCUUUGACCUUGGUGGUGGAACAUUCGAUGUCAGUAUCUUGACCAUUGACAACGGAGUUUUUGAAGUUCUUGCAACCAACGGAGACACUCACUUGGGAGGUGAGGACUUUGAUCAGAGACUUAUGGAAUACUUCAUUAAGUUGAUCAAGAAGAAGCACAACAAGGACAUCAGCAAGGACAACAGAGCUCUUGGCAAAUUGAGAAGAGAGUGUGAGCGUGCCAAGAGAGCAUUGAGUAGCCAGCACCAAGUCCGUGUUGAGAUUGAGUCUUUGUUUGAUGGUGUUGAUUUCUCUGAGCCACUCACCAGGGCUCGUUUUGAGGAGUUGAACAAUGAUCUCUUCAGGAAGACCAUGGGCCCUGUCAAGAAGGCCAUGGAAGAUGCUGGUUUGGAAAAGAAUCAGAUUGAUGAGAUUGUUCUUGUUGGUGGAAGUACUAGGAUUCCCAAGGUACAACAACUGUUGAAGGAGUACUUCAACGGAAAGGAGCCUAACAAGGGAGUUAACCCUGAUGAAGCCGUCGCUUUUGGUGCUGCUGUUCAGGGAAGCAUUCUCAGUGGAGAGGGAGGCGAAGAGACCAAAGAAAUCCUUCUUCUGGAUGUUGCCCCUCUUACUCUUGGUAUCGAGACUGUUGGAGGAGUCAUGACCAAAUUGAUUCCUAGGAACACUGUGAUCCCAACCAAAAAGUCUCAAGUUUUCACCACUUACCAGGACCAGCAAACCACUGUUACCAUUCAGGUAUUUGAAGGUGAAAGAAGUCUCACUAAGGACUGCAGACUUCUCGGAAAAUUCGACCUUACUGGCAUUGCACCAGCUCCAAGGGGAACCCCUCAAAUUGAAGUCACUUUCGAGGUGGAUGCCAAUGGUAUCCUCAACGUUAAGGCAGAAGACAAGGCGUCUGGAAAAUCCGAGAAGAUCACAAUCACAAAUGACAAGGGCCGUCUCAGCCAAGAAGAAAUUGAAAGAAUGGUUAGGGAAGCCGAGGAGUUUGCUGAGGAAGACAAGAAGGUGAAGGAAAGAAUCGAUGCCCGUAACAGUUUGGAGACAUACAUCUACAACAUGAAGAACCAAAUCAGUGAUUCAGAUAAGUUGGCCGACAAGCUAGAAUCUGAUGAGAAAGAUAAGAUUGAGGCCGCUGUCAAGGAGGCCCUCGAGUGGCUAGAUGAUAACCAGAGUGCCGAGAAGGAAGACUACGAGGAGAAACUCAAGGAAGUCGAGGCUGUUUGUAACCCAAUCAUCACUGCUGUUUACCAGAGAUCAGGUGGCCCAACUAGCGAAAGCGCUGAUGGAGAUGAUUCUGAGGAUGGGCACGAUGAGCUCUAAGAUUGAUCUCAGAUUCAAUUGUUGUAGGUUUAGACUCGGUGAUUUACUUUGUGGGGGGCUUUAGGGGAAAGCUGGGAUGGAGGACUCAUGGAUUUGCAGUUUUCUCGAUCCCUCUUCCGUUCAAUUUUUGAGAGACAAUGUAUUGGCAUAUUUCAACUGCUAUUUACUAUGAUCAGCUGAAACAUUGGAUUUUGUUUUAUUACAACACUAGUGAAUUCAAGAUAAUUGCCUAUUUUACUCAUGUAACAUCAUCAAUGUUUACAAAUAUAAUACAUUUAUCGUUCACUUUUGAAAAA
Molecule: messenger RNA, 2553 nt
Organism: Amaranthus tricolor (Joseph's coat)
Lineage: Eukaryota; Viridiplantae; Streptophyta; Magnoliopsida; Caryophyllales; Amaranthaceae
Product: luminal-binding protein
Exons: 7
Coding region: 254-2257 (667 amino acids)
Biological process (GO): cellular response to unfolded protein; protein refolding; endoplasmic reticulum unfolded protein response
Cellular component (GO): endoplasmic reticulum chaperone complex; nucleus; membrane
Molecular function (GO): ATP hydrolysis activity; misfolded protein binding; heat shock protein binding
Source: RefSeq, a predicted model, not a curated record